This is a messenger RNA of Ilex paraguariensis (yerba mate), 1968 nucleotides long. The record is from the annotation of a GenBank genome assembly. NCBI's taxonomy places the organism in Eukaryota, Viridiplantae, Streptophyta, Magnoliopsida, Aquifoliales, Aquifoliaceae.
AUGUAUACAACAAGGGGUCUGUCAAAAUGCCUGAAUUCUCCCAACAUUCUCUCAGCACAACCAGGAUGUACUUUCUCAGGAUCUUUGAUGUUUACAGAUGAAGAAUCACAGUCGUCAAAAGAUUCCUUUUGUUUGGGAACAGUUAACAAGUGCAAGAAAGUGGAAAAAUUACCGUUUCCUCAGGACAGGAUAAUGGCUGUCCAUCCACUCAAGGGUCCCAAAACAUCAUUUAUCAAGGUGUUGCUCAUCCCAGUUCUUGAUCACCCUUUGUCUUCCAACCAAUACUAUGUUAUCAAAGCAGAAGGUGAAAAGAAAGGGGAAGCAUACAAAUGCAGAAGAGAAGAGGACUUGGUCCAGGUGAAUAAAUGCUUCUUUGGCACUGUCACAAAGGACACGCCAUCAUAUCCUUUUGAUCAUCGAGACCCUUAUCAACGAGUUGUGAUUCAUCGUAACAGAGGUGGCCAUGGCUUCAUUGCCAAAUCAUUAGCUCCAGAUGGUUCUCCUCCACAUUUCUUACUAGAAAAAGGAUGGGAAGUCUAUGAUUUAGGAUCAAACAACUCUCAACUGAGUCUAACCCAAGGACUUGAUGCCACACUCCGCAACACCUCUCCGGAAUUCAAUCUUCUCCUCUCCAAUAAACGUUCCGACGCCGUUGUCGUCGGAAAAUGGUACUGCCCAUUCCCAUUUGUGAAGGAAGAAUUUGAACCCAAAAAGAAGAUGAAGAACACUUUGUUUUACACAAUGACACUUGAGCAAAAGUGGGAAGAGAUUUAUUCAGAAGAUCAAAAGCACAGAACCAGUGUUGUGACUGUCAAUGGGGUUGAAGCUGUGAGAGAUGAUAGUUUUGGUGGUGAUGGGUUCAUUUGGUUUCGGGUUAGUGACCCAAAGAAGAGUGGAGGAGGGGGUGUGGGUUUGAGCUUAGCAAUAUAUGAAAGAAUGAUAUCAGUGGUAGAGGGAGGAGGGUGGGUUGAUGGAGGAGGAGAGAGAGAGGAGAGAAAAGAGGGAAAUAACAGUGAGAAAGGGUUUAAUUUGUUUGGCUGUUAUGUGUUGGUUGAGAGCUUUGUUUUGAGGAAGAUUGAUGGAAGUGUGUUGCUACAAUGUGAUUUGAGGCAUGCAGCUACAUGUUCAGGACGAAGAGAGAUAAGCACAUGUUGCUUUCAAGAUGUUAUAGUUGAUGUAAAUCCAAGGCCUUUCAAUCACACUGAUAUAUACCAACAGUUUGAGAUUCAUCGCCAUUACAAUGGUGGUUUCUAUGCCACAUCUGUAGCCCAUGAUGGGUUUCCUCCUAAAUUCCUGAGAAGAAAAGGAUGGGAAGUUCACACCAGUACCACUUCAUUCAAACUUCAUCUACCAGAAGCUCAAGGCCACGACACCACCCACCCAAUGGACCUCCCGGAACUAGAUGUUACGCUAUCACAGAAUCGUUUGUCUCGGGUUGUCGUUGGAAAAUGGUACUGCCCCUUUGUGUUUGUGAAGGAGGAAGGUAGAUUAGUGAACCAGAUGCAAAAAACCUUGUUCUAUGGAUUGACUCUCGAGCAUUGGUGGGAAGAGGUAUAUUCGUGCCAGAACGUGAGUAACGAAGGUAACGUUGUCGUUGUAAAUGCUAGUGUGCAAAGGGAAGUGGCUCUAGUCCAUGGCAGGGAAGCUUUGAAAGAUGAUAGGCAUGGUGGAGAUGGGUUUAUUUGGUUUAGAGUGAGAGAAAGAUGUAGGAGGAGAGGUCUAGGUGUGGCUUUGAGUAAGGCAAUAGUUGAGAAAAUUAGAUGGGUGCAAGAGAGAGGAGGGUGGGUUGAUGGAGGAGAGAAAGAGGUCAUAAUAGAGAGUGUAGAAGAGAUUAGAGGGGAGAGAGAGUGGAGGUAUUUUGGUUGUUAUGUUUUGGUGCAAAGUUUUGGGGUGAGAAGAAUGGAUGGGAGUUUGUUGAUGAGGUUGAAUUUUAGACACACCAAUAAAGUUCAAUGCAAAUGGGAAUGA